This is a messenger RNA of Aaosphaeria arxii CBS 175.79, 2130 nucleotides long. Its product is annotated as PLP-dependent transferase. Gene Ontology annotation, biological process: aromatic amino acid catabolic process; L-tyrosine biosynthetic process. Gene Ontology annotation, molecular function: pyridoxal phosphate binding; L-2-aminoadipate:2-oxoglutarate transaminase activity; aromatic-amino-acid:2-oxoglutarate transaminase activity. The coding region runs from base 152 to 1717 and encodes 521 amino acids. The record is from RefSeq and is a predicted model, not a curated record. The transcript has 7 exons. NCBI's taxonomy places the organism in Eukaryota, Fungi, Ascomycota, Dothideomycetes, Pleosporales.
UUGUGCUAUAAUUGUCUCAUCUUCGUUUAUACAUCACUUUUCAAAAUUUGAUAGAAAAGACUCUGAUACCUGAGUUGGUGAAAAGAAAAAUAAAUGUAACAUAAGAACGUAGCUUCGCCAAACUCAGCCUGCAAACGAUCACAGUCGAAACAUGUUCAAGAUGGGCAGCAUUGCGUACACGUCUGGGCAACCAGAUCUAUCUCACCAUAUCAACUCGAAAAGCAGAGCUCGUCAUCCGUCCCCUCUCAAGGAGAUCAUAAAAUUCAUGGGCCAGGAUGGCAUGAUCAGUCUGGCAGGAGGUCUUCCCCAUCCGUCUAUGUUUCCCCUCCUAAAUGCUAAAUUUGAUUGUCUUCCUCCUCUGUCGGAUCCUUCCAUAGAAAGUAAUACGGUUAGCCUUGACAUCAGCCGAAAUUCGACAAGUGGAAAGCUCGAUUUAAAUGAAUUCUUACAGUACGGAUCUGGUGCAGGUAAUAAGAAGCUCCUUAGCUUGACCCGAGACUUGACAGAACGUAUGCAUGCCCCACCAUGUGAAUACGAAUGUCUUCUUCACCCAGGAAACACGAACGCAUGGUCCAAAGUUGUCGGUCUCCUUUGCGAGGAUGAUGACUAUGUCAUUGUAGACGAAUUCACAUAUCCAUCCGCCCAAGCUCUAUGGAUACCAUUGGGUAUUAAAGCAACACCCGUCUCCGCCGAUGAAGAAGGCCUGUCGGCUAAAGGUCUGCAAAAGUUGCUUGAAAGUUGGGAUGAAGCCAAACAGGGACGAAAACGUCCAAGCGUUUUAUACUUAGUACCAGUGGGAUCGAAUCCAACUGGCGUUACCAUUUCGUUGCAGCGUCGACGUGAAAUCUACGCCAUAUGCGUCGAAUUUGACGUAAUCAUCGUCGAAGAUGACCCAUACUAUUGCCUACAGUAUCCCCAAAACACACCCAGCCAACAUCAACCUACCCAACUGCUGCCUCCGAACGAGUUUCUCAAUACAUUGAUACCAUCAUUCCUGUCGAUGGACAUCGAAGGACGUGUCAUUCGUCUUGAGUCGUUCUCCAAAACCCUGUUUCCAGGGCUUCGUCUAGGCUACUUCGUCGCCAAUCCCUUGUUCACUGAACGCUUGCUCCGAGCGACCGAGGUUGAAACCCAAGAUCCAGCUGGACUCAGUCAAGCGUUUGUUCUCGCGCUCUUUGAAAAUUGGGGUGUUGAUGGUUAUUUAUCGUGGCUCCAAGGCUUGCAGCUACAAUACAAAACUAGAAAAGAUUGGUUGAUCUCAGCUUUCCACGAGAACUUCGUAGUGUUGCCGGCGGCCAAGUCUCCGUUGCCACAUGCGAAAGGCUAUGUUUGCUGCAUACAAGAAUCCGUCGGCGGAAAAUUACUACCAGUGUUCAGCUUCGAAGAUCCUGAGGCUGGAAUGUUUGUUUGGUCAAAAUUCUACUUCCAUGGAGUUCCCCGCUUCACUAAACUGCAGGGCCAAUCGCUGGAAGACCCCGAGCAGGCAUUUGCCCAGGAAUUGUGGGAGGCUAUGGCCGCAGAGCUUGUGCUUCUUACACCCGGAUCGUAUUAUCACGCCUGGCAAGGGGCUGAUAAGGUCUCGACAGUAUCUCGGGGGGCGGAGCCACAAUCUGCGCACUUCCGAUUCUCAUUUGCGACUCCGAGUAAAGAGCAAAUACAGGAAGGAGUUAAACGUGUAAGGAAGGUUGUUGGGCAGCUUUGGGGUAACGCGGUGUAAAGAUGCCAAGAGCCAUUAUUACCAAUGGCAGACCAGAAGUAUCGUUAGCUGGCUAUGUACCUACUGCUCCAAGGCAGAAUGGGCUAUCAAGAGACCACCAAAGUCAAGCCCAGGAUGAUGAAACAACGUUUGAAUAUCCACAUUGGAUGCUUGAUUCUCCCGACUAUAUUGGAAUGUUUUCAGGGUUUGUUCGAUGAUUGCUUUUCCCCUAGUCGCACCAGACCAAGUUACUUCGAGAUCUCCUAAAAGUCGAAUGCAGAGUUUCAAAUCGGGAUCGUCUCUCAUAUCAUCCGGGUGCGUCAUUCGGAGACUGUUAUCGCGUUGUUAGUGUUCGAGGUAAAAUCCACCUAGGUAUUGAAUGGAUCAUCUUACAGAACAAGGCCAGAGAUAAUGAGGUAGUGAACACACAAUGC